AGACUUGCAGAGCGCAUGUAGGUUGUCACCUUGUCCGGGGACUGAAGAGAUAAUGGCGAGGAGCAGCAGAGCUGGUCGUUUUUUGAUUUAAGGGAGGGGAAAAAGGAAACAAAAAAUGAGAGCCUUUGUGUUGAGGCUGAUGAGCUCUGGAGGAUUUCUGAAGGGAUCAGUAACAGUUUACACAGAAGAAAUGUCCACAACUGCAAGUCCAACCAUUCCCUCCUCACAGCUGACAUCGGAUCAACUCACAGUGGUCGCUGCGUCCUUUUCUUCUUUGGUGUUCUUUGUGGUCAUUGUGGUGCUGCUGUCCAUUAUUUAUCGCAAGGAUCCUCAGUGCUGCAAAGUCCGCUCUUAUCAGGGGCCACAUGCAGAUAUGGAUGCUCCUCCUCAGUACUACAGCAGCAGACAUACACUGGUGGGAUCUCCUUGUUCAGAGCAGACGCAGAUGAUGGGUGACGACAACACUCAGCAGGCAGGUCAGCUGUUCUUCGUCGGCCUGCCCUCCAGCUACAGCCUGCCCACACUGGAGGCCCCCAUGCCGAGGCUCCCCUCCUAUGAGAGCGUUCGAAAGAAGGACCGCCAGAGGCAGAUCCACAUGAUGAUCGCGGACCGCUUCGGACUCAAUGGACCCAUUGUGACUGAGCCACCUCCAACAUAUGAAGAGAGUAUCCGCCAGUCUAUGGAGCUGCCCUACAACGUCCUCUCAUCCAGCCUGGACAUCCCACCUCCUCAGAGUAUCCACACCAGCACAGGGCCUGACAUUCAAACCCACGCACCUCAUCCGGUCAACUCGGACACCAACAGCACUGUUCUCCCAGUGUGACGCUCAUCACGUUCUCAAGCUGCCUGAUGAAUGUGAAAGAAACUUGAUCGCUUUCAUACAGAGGAAGUCACCAAAUGAAUACAAAGGCUGAAGACUGAUGAUGAUUGGAUCAUUCACACAUUGAGAUACCUGGAGACUGAGCUUAUGUAGAGAGACCACUAAUGUUGGUUCACGAGCUGAGGAGCUACCAAAGAGGAGGUGAACUCCUAAAGGAAAGGAUGCAUUUGACUGGCACAUAUGAAUGUGAAAAAACACUCUACCAUGCUGAUGGAUUUCAGAAGAGAAACACUGGAUUUGAACAUUUACCGAGGUGGCUGGUACAUCUUGAUGAGGACAGAGGAGAAAGAGAUUUGUGGACUACAGGACUGAAACAUACCAAAAAGGGAACCACUGUUUACUCUAUCAGUGAACAUUUGUUUUUGCUGUUUCCUCUCCUCUUUUAUUCUGCUGUUCCUCAGUCACAGACCUCAUAGUCUGACUUAUAAGGUUAUCAGAGACCUGUUUGGUGAGUUGCUGUAAAGCAUGUCUCUGUGCCCCACUGAGACGGUGUCAUACUGCUCCAGCAUGUGGUUCAACCUGUGAAGGGGAGAAUUAGAAAAGGUGCUAAUGAGAGUUCCUUUCAUGAACUUAUAAUAAGACAUUAUAAUAAGACACCUUCUCUAAACGGCUUCACCAAAUGUUUUUUUUCCCUUUUUACCACUUACCCUCAGCUAUCUUUUGUUUUUCUGCUAAGGCAGAUUUGACUUUAUGAUUUCUUGCUUUCUUAUCAAACAUUUCAUAAACUACUAUUGUAUGUUAUUUUAUGUAUUAAGUCUGUUUUACUCAAGUCAAGACCAAAUAAGGUUCUGUUCCCCAAAAGGCUUAAAGGCCUCAGCGGAUGUGGAUGCGAAAUAGAGAAAUACCAAGUUCCUUGUCAAGGCCUGUUUUGUUUGUCUUGAUCCAGCAAAGUUAUUUUCUGCAACUUACUGUGAACACAUGCAACAUUUUGGUCCUGUACUGUAUUUAUUUAAGAAAAACACAUUUUACAUUAUUUCUCUGUGAAAACAAAUGUAAUAAAAUCUUUUCUGUUUUGUUCAUGCACUGUUACAAUUACACAGUAACAGAUAUACAUAUUUUUGAAACAAACAUAUAAAGAUUAGUUGGACUCUUGAAUAACACUCAUCAAUCUGAUUUGAGUGGUUUUACUUUUCUCCAGCUCUCCCAUGGUCUUUAUUAUCAGUUCUUCAGUUACAAUUAAUUUCCAAAAAUAAACAGUGUAAAUAAUAUUGUUAUAAAUUCAAUAAUAUCAGAAAUGUAUCUCUGGAAUAAAGAAAAAAGAACAAUUGGUAA
Messenger RNA from Toxotes jaculatrix (banded archerfish), 2152 nucleotides. RefSeq lists its product as uncharacterized. Lineage: Eukaryota; Metazoa; Chordata; Actinopteri; Toxotidae. The transcript is spliced from 5 exons. Bases 116 to 823 code for a protein of 235 amino acids. The record is from RefSeq and is a predicted model, not a curated record.